Messenger RNA from Plasmodium vinckei vinckei, 1602 nucleotides. RefSeq names its product conserved Plasmodium protein, unknown function. The record is from RefSeq and is a predicted model, not a curated record. Bases 1 to 1602 code for a protein of 533 amino acids. The transcript has 2 exons. NCBI's taxonomy places the organism in Eukaryota, Apicomplexa, Aconoidasida, Haemosporida, Plasmodiidae.
AUGAAUAGGGGAACCUAUGGGCAGUGUAGAUUAAUUUCAAAAAAAUACCUCGAAUUUGGUGGGGUAAUAAAUAAUUCCACGAUAACAAUGUCAACAUACAGAAUUCGAAAGGCAUAUUUCAGCAAUGCUUUGAACAUAUCAAAUUUAUUAAAAAAAAAAGGAAUACUUUUUGAAAAUGUAAAAAGAGAACACUGCAAAAAGGAUUUAAUUUUGAACUAUUUUAAUAUAAAAGGUUUCAAAAUAAAAGACGAUGAUAUACAUAUAAUGACAAAUAUUUUAUGUAGACCAACAGGACGAAUAAUGGUUUUAAUAGAUGAUAUGAAAAAACAAAACUUUAAUUUCAAUUUUGAUACGACAAAAAAUAAGGAAUCAAAUACAUCACUUAGCCAUAAGGAAGAAAAUCUAAUGUGUGAUGAUAAUAAUUAUGGUAAUGAUUCAAACCUAAUAGUAGAGAAUAAUAAUUUGCCUCCAAACGAAGAUCAUAUUAACAUAGAUAAUAAUGAUAGACAAACUGGGGAUCAAAAUGAAGUCAUUGAAACUAAAUACACAGGCUCAAUUGAUGAAGAUGCAUCUAAAAAAAAAGUGUCAUACAGUUUAAAUGAAAAAAAUAUAUUCAGUAAUUGCAAAUUUCAUAUAUGUGAUGAUUAUGAAAUUGAAAAGUUUGUAGAAGAAUGUGAACGAUUUAUAAGAUUUACAGAAGAUAUAAAAAGAAUAUCAAGUUUUGAAAAUUUAAAUAAAAUUGUUACAAUAGUUAAUAUUCCUUCUUGUUAUGGACGAAAAGAAUUAUCACAAGUUAUUUAUGACUGUGCAAAGAUAAAAGUCAAGUUAAAUAAUAUUAUUUUUAGAUUUAAAAAAAAUGGUAUACAAAGCGAUUGCGCUUAUAUAUUAUGUAAUACUGCAAAUGAUGCUAAUAUACUUCUUAAUAAAAUGCAAGAAUAUCCAAUUGCCAAAAAAUAUCAUUUAAAAGAAUUUUAUGGUGCAGCUUUUUUAUAUGCAUCAAAAAGUAAUCUAUUUGUUAGUUCAGAUAAAUUAGAUUAUAUUACCAUGUUCUCAAAAUAUAAAAUAUUUACUUGUGGAUGGCAUAGGGAUAUAUCGAUAAAAGAAUUCGAAAGCUUUUUAAUUACUCUAAAAAUUUUUCCCAAAAAAAUAAUCAAAAUUAAUUAUAAUCAUGCUAAGAAAAUAGACGGGAAAAAUCUUAAUCAAUCUCAAGAAACACAUCAGCAAAACGACAAUAAAAACAAUAUCAUUGGUGAAAACAGUAUGGAAGAAGAUAGUAAUAAAAUGGAACUCGUCCAAACGAAUGAUAAUCAUAUUUUAAUAAAUAUUGAUGAGUGUCCAUCUACCCUCACUAAUGAUUGCAUUUUACCAAAUCAAGAGAGUGAAACCAAUACAUCCUCUUUUAUUUUAUUUUUUGAAAAUAUGAGAAUGACCAAAAAGGUUUUUACAAAAUUAGAGAGGCUAAAAAAAAAAUGGAAAAUGUCACCCACGAGUAACUUUUACGCCUAUCCAAAAAUUCCCGAUAUUCAUUUUGAUGAUGAAGAAGAAUAUAGGGAUGAAAAUGAAUAUGAAGAUUCAGAUUUAGAUGAGGAAAUAGAAUAUUAG